Aspergillus luchuensis is the source of this 1170-nucleotide messenger RNA. It is a transcript of the gene RPT6, whose product is annotated as proteasome regulatory particle base subunit RPT6. Gene Ontology annotation, biological process: proteasome-mediated ubiquitin-dependent protein catabolic process. Gene Ontology annotation, cellular component: proteasome regulatory particle, base subcomplex. Gene Ontology annotation, molecular function: ATP hydrolysis activity; proteasome-activating activity; ATP binding. Bases 1 to 1170 code for a protein of 389 amino acids. The record is from RefSeq and is a predicted model, not a curated record. The transcript has 3 exons. Lineage: Eukaryota; Fungi; Ascomycota; Eurotiomycetes; Eurotiales; Aspergillaceae.
AUGGCGCUCGACAACUAUUAUCGCAACAAGAUUGAGAGCAUGAAGCUCGAAAUCAUUCAGGGUCAGGCUGUCUUACGGAGACUGGAAGCACAGCGCAAUGACUAUAAUUCGAGGGUGCGGUUACUUCGGGAAGAACUCGGCCUGCUUCAACAGCCUGGAUCCUAUGUCGGGGAGGUAGUCAAAGUGAUGAGCACCAAGAAAGUCCUCGUCAAAGUGCAUCCCGAGGGCAAAUAUGUGGUGGACAUCGCGGAUGGCGUUGAUAUCAGCAAGCUCACUGUAGGAAAGAGGGUCGCUUUACUCUCGGAUUCCUAUAAGUUGGAGAAGAUGCUACCCUCGUCGGUUGACCCGCUGGUGUCGCUAAUGAUGGUCGAGAAGGUGCCUGAUAGCACGUAUGACAUGAUUGGUGGACUCGACCAGCAGAUCAAGGAAAUCAAGGAAGUCAUCGAGCUUGGCUUAAAACAUCCGGAGUUGUUCGAGUCGCUUGGUAUUGCACAGCCAAAGGGAGUACUACUCUACGGACCUCCAGGAACCGGCAAAACCCUGCUUGCCCGAGCGGUAGCCCAUCACACCGAUUGUCGGUUUAUCAGAGUGAGCGGAUCGGAAUUGGUGCAAAAAUACAUCGGUGAAGGUAGCCGUAUGGUUCGCGAGCUAUUCGUAAUGGCUCGAGAGCAUGCUCCCAGUAUCAUAUUCAUGGAUGAGAUCGACAGCAUUGGAUCCAGCCGUAUAGACUCGGCGGGUUCGGGUGAUUCAGAGGUACAGCGGACGAUGCUUGAGCUUCUCAAUCAAUUGGACGGAUUUGAGCCUACCAAAAACAUCAAGAUCAUCAUGGCCACCAACCGGCUUGACAUCCUGGACCCGGCCUUGCUACGUCCUGGCCGGAUUGACCGGAAGAUUGAGUUCCCCCCGCCGUCGGUGGAAGCACGUGCCGAUAUUUUGCGAAUCCACUCGCGGUCGAUGAACUUGACGCGAGGCAUCAACCUAACGAAGAUUGCGGAGAAGAUGAACGGAUGUUCUGGAGCUGAACUGAAGGGUGUGUGUACGGAAGCAGGCAUGUACGCUCUGCGAGAGCGGCGAGUACAUGUUACUCAGGAGGAUUUCGACCUAGCCACCGCCAAGAUCCUCAACAAGCACGACGACAAAGAAGUCGCGGUCUCCAAGCUUUUCAAGUAA